AUGGUAUUCAGCCGCCGAGAGAGACACCUCACCGCACCAACCGCGGGAUACAAAGGCUCGACGCCGCCGCCGCCGCAUCCCUGGGAGGAUCGCCGAGCCUCCCGCGCUCAACGCCUGCGGAGCCUGCGCAGGGCGCCGCCGCGAGGCGCGCCGCUCCCGGGCCCACAGGGCGGUGCCGCGCAGCGCGGGGAGCGGGAGCGGGGAGCGCGCGCCGCCUGCCUUGCGCGCCUGCCCGCCCAGCGCUUCGGGAGCAGGGCCGCCGCGCCGCACGCAGCCCGGCCGCGCCGCAGCCGCCGGGCCCUAGUCCGCCGCAGGGAGCUCCGCAGCGACGUGGACCAGGGUGAGGAGGCCGAGGGCCCACAGCCCCCGGGCAGGCCCGAGGCCGGGCCAGCCCAUCCCUGCCCAGGCCUGGGCCUUCCCCUCUCCUAGCCCCUACCCCUCCCUACGCCUUCCCGGGACUCGCGCGGGCGGCGGGGCGCCGUGAGCUGCACUUACACCACGGCUCUGGAGAUCAUCCAGGACACCAUCUUCCCGGGGUCUUGCACCCCAGCUAGGGGGCGGGUGGGCGCCGAGCGUGGCUGACCAGGCCGCCAACGGCAGGCCGCGCGCUCGCCGGCUCCUCGCGCUCCCCGGGGCCGCGCUGGCGCCCUCGGGAGCCGGGCCGGGUGUAUGCGCGCAGCGGCCGGAGCUGCGCGGCGGUCGGUCCCCCCUCCCGUCCCCGCCCGUCCCCGCCCGCGGCCGAGCUGCCGCCGAGCCAGCCGGCCCCGCCCCUGCACUCCGCUGAUAGGCGGCGGCGGCAGCGGCGGCGCGUCGGUCGUGCCCGGGUCUGGGCGGUGGUGCUCCGGGGGCAGGGCGGUCGGGACCCCGGCCGGCGCCGAAAAGCCUCGCGGCCCAGACUCCUGAGCUCCAACCUCCACCUCCCUACUCGUUACAUCUCUGGGACGCCCACCUGGCGUACAGGGGCCGAGGGAGUGGCCGGGGGCUGAGGCAGGGGACUUGCGGGUAGGGGUUGUCAUCAUAUGUGGGAAAAAAUAGCAGGAACUCUGUGUCCGGUAGACUCCUCUGGACCUGGCCCUAGAUUCUAGGGAGGCAAGAUUUUGAGAUGUGUUUAGCCACAUCGGGUGUCCUCACUGUUCACUGAAGCCCAGCGCCCUGGGCAUCCUCAAGAGUACGGCAUUUUAAGGAAACGUCGGGAGGAUCUUUGCACAGGCCUCGGUGUGUGCCAGGAGUCGCGUGAUUCUUCAGGGAAGUGAAGUCACGGAGUAAACUGCCGUCCCCAAAUUGGAGCAACAAGAAGGCACAGAGAACCACAACUUACCAGACCAGAAACCUCUGCAGCAACCUGGGCCAGGGUAGGACCACCUAAACUGUAAUUGAUGAAUCUGGAGGCAUAGUGUGGACAACUCUGAGAGUUGAAAACUGCAGGAGAAUCUAGUCACGGGAGACCCCCACACUUCGGUGAAUUUUACCUUCAGGAGCUCUUACCAGGUGCUCACAGUUAAUAUUGGAGAAAAAUACCCAGUGUUUCCAGCAGGAGGAGGGGAAAAGGAACUAUUUCAACAUUCACCAGAGAAUUCUGCUUUUCUUAAGAAGACAGGCCCUCGAGAAACUAUUUUAUCAGAGCCUAACCUUAGUGGGGGAAGGCAAUUCUCAACAUCAGCCAGCUCUAGCCUUCCACCUGGGAGAAGGGAAAACACCAGUUGGAGCUCAUUUAGCCAUGUAGGGAGAGGGAAAUGCUUUACUCCAGCUAGCCUGUCCCAUCCCUGGGGAGUGAAAAGGUAGGGACUAAAAAGCAUUGGUGAAGUUCAUGGCCCAGAGCUACCAGCUCACUGAGAAACUGAGCCCUAAUCAUAGGACUGUAGGAUGCCUCCCCCUAACAACCACAUACCAUACCACUACAUUACUGAAGACCUGUUUACCAAACUUCUUUAGCCUAGUGCAUCAUGUCUGCCUUUCAACAAAAAAAUACAAGGCAUGCUAAAAGACAAAAAAUACAGUUUGAAGAGACUGAGCAAUUAUGAGAACUAGAGUCAGAUAUGGAAGGAAUGUUGGAAUUACCAGAUGAGGAAUUUAAAAAAACAACUAUGAUUAAUAUGCUCGGGAUUUUAAUGGAAAAAGUAGACAACAUGCAAGAAUAAAUGGAUAUUGUAAGCAGAGAGGUGGAAAAUCUAAGACUAAAAUAUUAGGUCAAAAAUACUGUAACAGAAACAAAGAAUGUCUUUGAUGGGCUCAUUAUUGGACUGGACACGGCCGAGGAAAGAAUCUCUGAACUGAAGGAUGUGACAAUAGAACAUUUCAAAAUUGAAGAGUAAAGAGGAAAAAAAAAAUGAGAAAAGCAGAACAGAACAUGCAAAAACUGUGGACACCUACGAAAGCAUACAUUUAAUGUGAAUACUAGAUGGAGACAAAAGAAAAGAGAAGCAAUAUUUGAGGCAAGAAUGACUGAGAAUUUCCUCUAAUUGAAAUCAGACAGACACUGGAUCACAGAACCAGGAAGCUUAGAGAGUACCAAGCAGGAUAAGUGUCAAAAAAAAAAAAACCCUCCUAUGUCUAGGCA
Molecule: messenger RNA, 2557 nt
Organism: Felis catus (domestic cat)
Lineage: Eukaryota; Metazoa; Chordata; Mammalia; Carnivora; Felidae
Product: basic salivary proline-rich protein 4-like
Exons: 2
Coding region: 1-429 (142 amino acids)
Source: RefSeq, a predicted model, not a curated record